AUGUCGAAAUUGCGGAAGUGUUGUGUUGUAGGUUGCAAUGCCAAUAACAAAACUCAUCGCCUUUUUAACUUUCCAAAGGACGAUAAAUUACGGGAAUUGUGGUUGUCUUUCUUGGUGCCUGUUAAUAUUGAGCUCAGCGGUUUGUCUAAGGAACAAUUGUUAAAUAGAUAUGUGUGCCAAAAGCAUUUUGACAGACAGCAGUUUGACGGUAUGGGUAACCGUCUUGCACAUGGUUAUCCGUGCUUAUUUACUGCAAGUGAAAUACUGCACGGCAUUCCCUUGAACUCUUCGACUGCUCAUGCUUUGAGUGAUCACAACUAUGGUUUACAACUAGCUGUCUUAGAAGAUUCAACUGAUUUCACUAAUAAUACCGUAAUCAACUCACAAGACCACAUUAGUGAUCAUAAUUAUGUUUUAAAAUGUAAUGUUGAAAAGGAGCCGCCAAUUGAAGAAUCCACAAAUUCUAAAACUAAUGGACACACAUGUACUACUGACACAUUACAAUUAACAGAACCUGCAGAAAUUGUGUCAAACUUCUCUAUAUCAUCAUCAAAUGCAGAACCAAGAGAUGGGAUUGGCAAUAUUGAGAAAAAUCGAAAAAUAAAUGCACCAAAAAAAAUUCAAUGUGGAGGUAUAGUAUUUUUUAACACAUACCUCAUAAGAUAA
Molecule: messenger RNA, 666 nt
Organism: Parnassius mnemosyne (clouded apollo)
Lineage: Eukaryota; Metazoa; Arthropoda; Insecta; Lepidoptera; Papilionidae
Source: the annotation of a GenBank genome assembly